AUGAGACAGAGUUUGUCAGACUGUGUUACAAGACUACUCCACAUCCUUUGGCAAUGUUUAAGUCCCGAGGCUUCCUUAUUUAAGUGUCACGACUACACACUCCAUGCAUCCCUUUGGAGCCUUACUCAAUCUCUCCAUCUAUACGCCGACCUAGAGAUUCCUCUCUGGAUUCAACAUCUGAAGAGGGAUUUCCCCAGUUUAAACCACUGCUUCUUCAUUGAUAUCACUUUAACUGGUGCGUCAUGCUGGUCCCCAUCAUCAACGAAUACUGACACGAUUCAGCAGUUCUCAGACGCAAGGUCGAUUGGUCACGUGCCCAGGCACGUGCAUUCAAUUGGUGGAGGUCAAUUUGACUUUCGCCGACUAACUUACACAAAAGUCAACCCAAUUCCUUCAAACCUUCGGUCCAACCCCGCCAUUACCCCGCGUUCAUCCCAGAACUCUGUUCGCAGACACAUGUCCGUAAGCCAGUGCAGAGCCUUCUCCCUAUCUUCUCAUCAAGCCACCACUGACCAGAGCUAUCUUAGCAGCUUUGCUUUCAUGGUCUCAGACUAUGACCGGCCUGGUCUGUAUAGCCCUUAA
This is a messenger RNA of Fusarium proliferatum ET1, 582 nucleotides long. RefSeq lists its product as uncharacterized. NCBI's taxonomy places the organism in Eukaryota, Fungi, Ascomycota, Sordariomycetes, Hypocreales, Nectriaceae. The record is from RefSeq and is a predicted model, not a curated record. The transcript is spliced from 6 exons. The coding region runs from base 1 to 582 and encodes 193 amino acids.